UGCCUAAGGUCACACUGUCAGUAAACAUGGAACCCAUUUUUGUAACCAAAGCUGUUUGAUCUCUUCAGUAACACUUCAUCCUGCCCUAACUGCAGGGGACCGGGUGAUGGUAUUGAACCGAUCGGGGAUGUGGCAGGAGGAGGUGACUGUGCCCUCAGCCCACACAUUCCUGAUGCCUGAGGCCAUGACAUUUGAAGAAGCUGCUGCCUUGCUGGUCAAUUACAUCACAGCCUACAUGGUCCUCUUUGACUUUGGCAACCUACGGCCUGGCCACAGCGUUUUGGUACACAUGGCUGCAGGGGGUGUGGGGAUGGCAGCCGUGCAGCUGUGCCGUACAGUGGAGAAUGUGACAGUGUUCGGAACAGCCUCAGCCAGCAAGCAUGAGACACUGAGGGAGAAUGGGGUCACGCACCCCAUUGACUACCACACAACUGACUACGUGGAUGAGAUCAAGAAGAUCUCUCCCAAAGGAGUGGACAUCGUCAUGGACCCCCUGGGCGGGUCAGAUACUGCCAAGGGCUAUAACCUCCUCAAACCCAUGGGCAAAGUCAUCACCUAUGGAAUGGCCAACCUGCUGACAGGCCCUAAGCGGAAUCUGAUGGCCCUGGCUCGUACAUGGUGGAACCAGUUCAGUGUGACAGCUCUGCAGCUGCUGCAGGCCAACCGGGCUGUGUGUGGCUUCCACCUGGGCUGUCUGGAUGGUGAGGUGGAGCUGAUCAGUAGUGUGGUUGCCCGCCUCCUGGCUCUGUACAACCAGGGCCACAUCAAACCCCACAUUGACUCGGUCUGGCCCUUUGAGAAGGUGGCUGAUGCCAUGAAGCAGAUGCAGGAGAAGAAGAAUGUGGGCAAGGUCCUCCUGGUUCCUGGGCCAGACAAGAACUAGGGUGUGGGGCUGUGGGACCUUGAGACCUGGGAAGAGAGAGGUUGGGAAGCCCUGUUCUGCUGACCAUCAGACUCCGAUUUCAGCCUCUGUCAUGAUGCUCUGCCCUCCCUCCCCUGAAGGUCUCUGUGGUGAUGACUGCUCCCUGUCCCAUUCUUUCUCUUUGGUCAGGGCUGCCCCCUCCCACUUCCUGCUCUUAGAAGAGGUUGGGAAGUGACCACUUGGAUGUCUGGGCCUUGCCAAGGGGACAGGGAGGGUCAGAGGCAGGCCGCCUGCUUCCUGCCCCCACCCUUUCCCUGGGCCUGCUGUGCUGCUUUUGUGCCAAGGUUAGCCAGUCCCUCCCCAUCCUGCUCUGUGUACUUCCGUCUCAGCCUUGUCUUCCCUCCCGCCCCUGUUCUAACACCUCCCCAAAGAAUUGAAAUGUCAGCUCAGGAAAUGGGGCCAAUCUGUGUGAAUUGAGCAUGUACCUGUCUCUCCCUAGUGUCCCUUCAGCCCGGGCUGACCAGCACCCACCUCUGGGCUUGACUAGUCCCCAAUCUUGUUCUGUCUCCAGCUUCUUAAGCACAAUUGGGCUUCUUCCACCUGCUUUUCUGCCAUUAACCAAGGUUGCCUCUUACAAGGGCAGGAAUCAGACCUACUCCCCUAGGUCAUGGCUCUGGGAGGGAUACAGAGCCACACACCUUCACCCCCUUCACUGAGUUCUCUGGAUUUGUUCUCAGUGCCUUAGCAAUGGAAAACCCAUGCCGGUCGGGGGGGGAGGGGGUCUCUGUGUCCCACCUCCUUCUCCACCCCUGUACUCCCCAGUGCCUUCCUUGUUUUGGUGGACCUGGGGUUUUACUCUUCCCCAGUCCCACAACACUGCCAAAAAUCUGUGUAUAUGCCAGUGAGGGUGGGGGCAGCCCCUAGCCCUGAGGUCAGGGCAAAAGCAGCUGCCCUCACUGUGGUCCAUGCCAUGUCCUGUCUCUGUCGGUGGUUGAGGAGAAAGAGGCGGAGAGCUUUCUCAGCCUCGCAGAUAAGUGUGCCAUUUACCAGCCGGAGCUCUGAGAGGCAGUUCUGCCUGUUUCUUGUUCUGGGACCAAAGUAAAAAUCGAUGCACAUUCCCCUUGCAGUCAAGGGAGGCCCCACUGCCUUCUCAGAGCAAGGGAGGCAGCUUUUCAAACUCAUCCCCAAACUUUGUUUACAUGGGUGGGGAGAUGGAGCAGGGGAAUAAAGAGGGGGGUAGGUAGUUCCUGGGCUGCUGGAACCAAAGUGGGGACUUCCUGGAGUGGGGAUGUAACCCCUUCUGCCUGCUGAGCUGGGAUUAGGGAGGGUUACUGCCACAGCCAUUGCCAGUGGGAGGUGGGGGAACAGGCUCAGCCUCUUCAUUGUCUAAAUGAGGCCUAAACAUGUGAAGUGCGAUUUCUGCUUUUGUGUACCCCCCACCCCAUUACCACAGCUGCCUUUGUGUUUGUGUCAAUAAAAAGCCAAACCCUGGA
Galeopterus variegatus (Sunda flying lemur) is the source of this 2355-nucleotide messenger RNA. It is a transcript of the gene VAT1, whose product is annotated as vesicle amine transport 1. NCBI's taxonomy places the organism in Eukaryota, Metazoa, Chordata, Mammalia, Dermoptera, Cynocephalidae. The transcript is spliced from 6 exons. Gene Ontology annotation, molecular function: oxidoreductase activity; zinc ion binding. The record is from RefSeq and is a predicted model, not a curated record. The coding region runs from base 107 to 883 and encodes 258 amino acids.